Molecule: messenger RNA, 3900 nt
Organism: Myotis myotis
Lineage: Eukaryota; Metazoa; Chordata; Mammalia; Chiroptera; Vespertilionidae
Gene: CCDC87
Product: coiled-coil domain containing 87
Exons: 1
Coding region: 70-2622 (850 amino acids)
Source: RefSeq, a predicted model, not a curated record
GAGGUCCCUGGUUGCCUUAGUAACCGUUUGGACGCCUCUACCUCGACAGCUUACCGCGCCAACGCUAAAAUGGAGCCCUUUAAACCUGAACCUGAGCUCCAGCGGUUUUAUCACCAGUUGCUGCAUCCGCUGUCGAUCUUCCCCAGAAGGAAGACGUACGCAGAGCCUCCGAAGCGCCUCCCGCAGGAGGUCCCAAUGCUACCGUCCCUACCCGUCUCACGGCUGACCGUGGCAUCACUGUGCCUCCAGGUGUCCAAGCGGCUGGCCCGGUGCGAGCUGGAGGAGUCGGUGCCUCCCGCGGGCCCUCUCCGUUUCCGAAAGGUCAUCUUGGACGAGUUGAAGUGCAGCUGGCGGGAGCCUCCCCCCGAACCUAGUCUGAGCCACUUCAACAACCAGAGGCUGCGGAAGCGGGUGCUGGUUUACGUGCUGCUCAGCUGCGAGCAGCUCUUCUUACACUACCUGCGCCUGCUGAAGACAAUGCCGACUUCCACGCACGUCUUCACUGAAUCCGCCACGCUCACCCGGUUGGCCGCCAACCUCGCCAGGGAUUGCACAAUCUUCCUCACCAGCCCCGAGGUCUACCGUGGCCUGCUCGCCGACUUCCGCUCCCUGAUGAGAGUACAGCAGGCCCAGGGCGGUGUAUUCAAGCUGCGCCCCUCCGGACCCCCUGCGGCUUCCAAGCCUCCUAGGCCUCACGGAGCCAGCUCUGCCCGAAUACCACACUGCAACCUCAACCUGAGCUAUCUCAUCCAACUCAGCCGCUCGCGAGAGCUUCUCAGCGAGCCCAGACCCGAUCCUGUGAAGGAAUUAAAGUCCAUCCCUCAGCUAAAGAAAAAGACUCUUCGCUGGCUGCCUGCCAUGCAAAAGAAGGGAGAAAGCUUCACUUCCUCACAGACUGAGUCAUUGCCCCGGUAUUCGAUGGCUGUCACCAGCAUGUCUCCGCGCACCUCCUAUUUGCCUUUCUACGCCCAGCUUCAUAGGGGCCGGUCCAUGCCCUCUCUGCGCGAGGGCUGGAGGCUAGCAGAUGAAUUGGGCCUUCCUCCCCUCCUCCCUCGUCCCUUGACCCCACUGGUCCUGUUUGCAGAGAGCAAACCAGAGCUGGUAGAGGAUAUGGUGGCCGAGGACCUGAAGCAGAUAAGGAAGAACACGAAAUUGGAGCGGACUCGCUACGCACCAAUGGACUCAGGUGUGUCCCCGCUCCUGGGGGCCCUGACCCACCACCCAGCCACAGCACAUCGCAUAGAAGAGCUGCAGAGAAUGUUGAAUGAGGAAGAAGAAACCUCUGGGCAGUGGGGCCCCCAAUUCCCCAAACCCCCUCCACUUCAUCCACAGCCAGUGUCAGUUACUUUGAAGCUGAGAGAUCAGAUCGUGGUCCAGGCAGCUGGUGUACAGGUCUCUAAGAGAAAGUUUUUGGAUUCCUUCCACAUUGAAGAGACCGGAGCCCUGUACAACCACCUAAUUGGUGAACUGGAUUCCAAACUGAUCGAGGAAAUGGAUAUUGAUCGCUUCAUUGGUAAUAGCAUCAGGGAGGUCUAUAAGGAGUUGAUGAGCCGUGUCUCUAUUGACCACUUCUCUUUUGACCAGGGACCCUUGAUUGAGCCAGCAGCCAGUAAAGACUGGUCAGUGUUCCUAUCCUCAGCCUUUCUGCAUCAAGAUAAACAGCAUCGUGUCAUCAACCCCAAGCUGGUUGGUCUUUGUCCCAAGAGAGUAACCACUUUCCAGUCCUCUCUUUCAUUGUUCCAAGUAAGCAAAGGUUGGGAGAGACGGCCAAAAAAGACCUCAGGAAUGAACUGGUUGAAAAACCUCUUGUGUUCGGAUGACUAUUUCAAACACCUCACCAACCAGGAGACAGAUUUCCUCCAUGUCAUCUUCCAAAUGUAUGAGGAGGAUGUUCCUGUGGAGAUGGUGCCCCCUGUCAAAGAGUCCCUAAAGUUUCAGCACCCACCUCCAUUGCUAGAAGAUGAAGAGCCAGAUUUUGUGCCAGGAGAAUGGGAUUGGAACACGGUGCUGGGGCACCGUCUAGAAACUAGGAGGGCCAGCCUCCUGGGAGAACCCCACAGAAUCCCGAGCCUGCAGAAGCGUCUGCAGCGGUUGUGGUCCAUUCUUGAGGUUCCUGACAAGGACCGGAUGGACAUGGCUAUCAAGUACAGCUCCAACGCCCGCCUGAGGCAGCUGCCUUUAUUGCUGAGUGCCUGGGAGCAGACCGUGCAGCCCAUUCAGCUGCGGGAGAUAUUGCUGGGGAAACUGGAGUGGUUUGAGCGACACGCCUCUGACCCCAACCGUUUCUUCCAAAAGACUAGCAUGGAUCUGACUCGUUUAUUGGAGGAGAAUCAAGUCCGAAACCGCCUACACAGGAAGCUCAAUCUAAUGGAGGCUCCGUUGGUUUCGCUCCUGGAGGAGGUUGAGGUCAUCUUUGGUGAGCCAGUGACGUUCAAGGGGCGGCGCUACCUGGACAAGAUGAAGCUUGACAAAGUGGAGAUGCUUUAUUGGCUGCAGCAGCGGCGCCGGAUGCAUCAACUGGUUGGGACCCAGAAUGCCUCCCACUGGUCAGCCAUGUUCAAGAAGCUCAGCACGAAGCCUUUAAUAGCCCCUAGGAAUACUCCCAGUCCAAGUGACCGCUAAUCCCUCCCUCAACCCCCAACACCCAGCAGCUCAUCCAGACCUCUUGACCGCUUGGGAAGAAGAAAUAUUUGGGAGAAGAACAUUGUGCUUCCAACUACCAAGGGACUGAGAUGAAUACUUUAUUUUGACAGUGAAAUUCUCAUAAAAGAAUCCCCAAGGCCAGUAUCCCCAUUUAUGUCAAGCUAAGCACUGUACAGCCAAAAUCUCAUGUAUCAAAAGAACUGAGUCCAUCACUUGGAGUUCAUUGUAUUGGAAACCCAUCACCUUCGGAAUAUCUGGGCGUUUCUAUCAUGCUACAUUAAAUGGGCUGACAGGGCCCCCAAUCAAAAGGCUCUGUUGCCUAAUGGUUGCCUUCAGAGCUAGGACUCUGGAGUUAGUAGAUGUGGGUUUAAAUUCUGGUUGCGUACCUUGGGCAAAUUAGCUGCUCUGCACCUGGACCACCAUAUGUCAGGUGAAGGGUUGAGUCCAGAUUGUCACUUCUUCCAGUUUUAGCAUAAACUUUUUUAUUAAAAUUUUAUCAGUUCUUACAAGCAUACGGUACAAAGUAUACAAGGGUAUGUACUGAAAAGUAAGUCUCCUUUCCAUCCUUACCUCUAGUAACUCAGUUCCCCACCCUGGGGGUUACAACUGUUACCAGUUUCUUGUGUAUCUUUCCAUUCCCUUAUUCAGAAAAUAAUUAUUGAGUACCUACUAGCUAUUUUAUGCUUGGUUUUAACACUGAACAAAACAAAGAUCCUUACCCUUUGCAGUUUACAUUCUACUGGAGGGAAAUAGCCAAUAAGCCAUAAACGUAGCUUUAAGCCAUAAACCUAAACAUAUUGAAUAAUAAGAUGUUAGCAGGUGAUACGUACUGUGAAAAAAAAAGAAAAAGAGUAGGAUAAGAGGGGGGAAAAGGGUGAGGGAUGUAGUUUUAAUUAGGGUAGUCAGUAUAAGUCUCAGUGGGAAGGGAAGAUUUGAGCAAAGGGUUGAAGGAGGGGAAGAAGUGAACCCCAUUUAGGACAACUUACCUGACAGCCAUUGCAAAACUCUAAGGCAGGCAGGUAAGUGGGGUGUCUCAGAAAGCAAGGUGGCCAGUGUAGGUGGAGCAGAGCUGGGGGUGAGAUGAGUCAGAGGGGUCAUGACAGGGUGCCAAAGGGCAAGUUAGGUCAUGUAAGGCCUUAUAGGCCAUUGUAUAGCCUAUGCACAUAUGAGCAUAUGUGUAUAUAUUAUCUAUACAUAUGCUUAUAACUAGCAUUCUGUACCUCUGCUUUUUAAACUAUUUUUAUUGAUAUAUUAUUU